GCUUAAAACGAGCACCGAUGUCUUCUUCUUCUUCUUCUUCUUCUCCCUACACAUACAACAGGAAGAGUCACUGAAUCGUCUCAACUCUUGUUUAAGACCAGUAGGUGCUGGUGUCGUCAGUGCAAAAACGUAGUCAACGUGGCCGAAAGGUUUCAGCCGUAGCAUUUGUUUUGUAGGGUUUGCUUUUUGGAUGACAAGCUUCAGCUCUUCUUCUUCCCCUUGCUGUAAAAGCUGGAGGAGUAGUGUUCGAUUGGUGUCGGUCAUCCCUACAUAAAGUUGAACUCGAUCAUUGACGCAUCCUUUCACUCACCUGAAGGUCGUGGCCCUCGAUCUUGCACUGUUGUCUCCUGCCACCUUUCUCCUUGUUUAAGAGCACAUCCAGCCGACCACCCCUCGUGACAUCUCUCCUCCCUCCGUCACCAAACGGAUGCUCCUUCUCACUGAAAGAUAUGGCUCCUUUGCUCUUUAGAGAGAUCAAAGCUGCGGGCUUCUCCUGUGCGUCUCCUUCUUCUGCGGCCGUUUGCUCGACCAUACACCAGAGAUCUAUAGUUCAGCCUGUGACUGGAAGAGCCAUCGAUCGCCACACGCCCCACCUGAGAGACCCACAGAGAACCAGGUCUCAGUUCACCUCCAAGCCGCGAAGCCAUAACCCGAAGGCCGGCAGGAAAAGCUCCGCGAAGCAAGCUGACCUUGUCAACCCCGCCGACUCCUCCCGGUGUCUCCUGAGCUCAUCCAGAUUCAGACUUGACGACGCCGCCUUCUACGAUAUAUUCCCUGGCCCUCAGCCGAUUCCGCCGCCGUCUCCGUUCCCGAUCGAAACGCUGAGGUCGCAGCAGUGCGUGAGAAGCUGUAGCGAACGAGCCGUUCGUAGGCCAUCUUCUUCUACCAGAACACAGGAUCAGGUUGUCGUCCUGAGAGUGUCCUUGCACUGCAAGGGUUGUGAAGGGAAGGUGAGGAGGCACAUAGCCAAGAUGCAAGGGGUUUCAUCCUUCAGCGUGGACUUGGCGACGAAGAAGGUGACGGUGGUGGGGGACGUGACGCCUCUGGGCGUGCUCAACAGCAUCUCCAAGGUGAAGCAUGCGCAGUUCUGGCAGUCGCCUCCCCGGGCAUCGGCAUCAUUCUAAUGCCAUGCAGCAGAUCCAUCAUCUCUUCUAGGCUUGGGUGAACACGAGCAUCACCAUGUCACAUCUCCUGCCUGCAACUUAGUACUGUAGCUUCUGCUGUCCAAGGAGAAAACUUGCCGGAGUAUGGCUUUGUUUAGUGUACUCGUCGAACUAUGUCAAGCUGUGUACUGCAAUCUUGCUGUAACUUAUGGUGCUCGAUAUGAUUAGUGCCGGUGGUACAUAA
Molecule: messenger RNA, 1347 nt
Organism: Musa acuminata subsp. malaccensis (wild Malaysian banana)
Lineage: Eukaryota; Viridiplantae; Streptophyta; Magnoliopsida; Zingiberales; Musaceae
Product: protein SODIUM POTASSIUM ROOT DEFECTIVE 3
Molecular function (GO): metal ion binding
Source: RefSeq, a predicted model, not a curated record